Messenger RNA from Lampris incognitus (smalleye Pacific opah), 1118 nucleotides. RefSeq names its product HscB mitochondrial iron-sulfur cluster cochaperone (gene hscb). The transcript has 6 exons. Gene Ontology annotation, molecular function: protein-folding chaperone binding; ATPase activator activity. Gene Ontology annotation, cellular component: mitochondrion. Lineage: Eukaryota; Metazoa; Chordata; Actinopteri; Lampriformes; Lampridae. The coding region runs from base 78 to 908 and encodes 276 amino acids. The record is from RefSeq and is a predicted model, not a curated record. Gene Ontology annotation, biological process: [2Fe-2S] cluster assembly; protein complex oligomerization.
CAUCCUAGUGGAAGUAUCUGUGAUGUUGUGACAGUUGCGGCGUCGGCACUGUUUAAUGGCACAGUGGCGUUUCCACCAUGUUGCCACUGAGCAGUUUGCGGCUGAUGUGCAAAGCCCAGGUUUUGCAGCGGUUCAGCGGGCUGGUAACGAAUCGACGCGUGUCCAAAGCGGCUGCUUACGCAACGCAAUACAAGUGUUUCUCCUUUUGGACGGACAGGAGUUACAGCACUGCGAAGUACAGCGUGAGACUAAAGAGGAGAGAAGUCAUUCAUAAGAGUAACGUCGAGCCAUUAAGGACUUACUGUGUUAAAGUUAAACCCGACUGCUGGAACUGCAAGCAACCCAUUGAAAAACUGCCGGCAUUCUUCUGCGUGUCCUGCAAGGUCGUCCAACCCCCGGAUGAGGGGGCAUCAUACUUCCAGAUCCUGGACUGUGACCGUUCAUUCACGCUGGACACUCAGAAGCUGCAGAAAAGAUACCUGCAGCUUCAGCGCUCUCUACACCCAGACAACUUCAGCCAGAAAGCUGUGAAAGAGCAAGAGUAUUCAGAAAGCCAGUCAGCGCUGGUGAACAAAGCGUACCAGACUCUGCUCAAGCCUUUGAGUCGUGGUCUUUAUAUGUUGGAGCUGAAGGGGAUGCAUAUUGAGGAGGGAACAGAUCCCGGGGCCAAUCCUCAGCUUCUAAUGGAGUUGAUGGAGAUCAAUGAGUCGCUGGAUGAAGCACAGACCCUAGACGAAGCCGGCAAGAUCGGCCAAAGCAUGAAAGAGAAACUGACAGAAUUGACGAAAGAAAUAGACACUGCCCUUUACAAAGGAGAACUUCAAGCUGCCAAGGCACUGCUGGUCCAAAUGAAAUACUUUGCAAACAUUGAAGAGAAAGUGAAGGAAAAACUUUCCAUGCUAAUGUAAAUCCCCCCCCCCCCAUUUUUUAACAGCACUUUAAAGAAGAGUUUUCUAGCCACUUUUAACAAAGAUUAUGCAAAAAGCAUUUUACAGUACAUGGUGUUUUACAUUUUCCCUGCGUAUUUGCAUGGUGUUCAGAAUAAAGAAUACUUCAUUACCACUGAGAUGGGUACAAGGGUGAUAUCAAUAAAGCUGAUUACGACAUGACUGGCUACA